Fragaria vesca subsp. vesca is the source of this 1644-nucleotide messenger RNA. RefSeq names its product endoglucanase 24-like. The record is from RefSeq and is a predicted model, not a curated record. Gene Ontology annotation, biological process: carbohydrate metabolic process. The coding region runs from base 1 to 1485 and encodes 494 amino acids. NCBI's taxonomy places the organism in Eukaryota, Viridiplantae, Streptophyta, Magnoliopsida, Rosales, Rosaceae. Gene Ontology annotation, molecular function: hydrolase activity, hydrolyzing O-glycosyl compounds. The transcript has 4 exons.
AUGAAACCCAUGACUCAUUCCCUCUCCUUCCUCCUCCUCCUUCUCCCCCUCGCCACCGUCCACGGCGGAGGGCACGACUACCGAGACGCAUUGUCGAAAUGCAUACUCUUCUUCGAGGGCCAGAGGUCGGGGGUCUUGCCUCAGGACCAACGCCAGUCUUGGCGCGCUAAUUCCGGCUUGAGUGACGGUUGGACUUACAACACUGACCUCACCGGCGGUUACUACGACGCCGGAGACAACGUUAAGUUCGGGUUUCCGAUGGCGUUCACAACCACAAUGCUGGCGUGGAGUGUAAUCGAGUUUGGGGAGUUCAUGCCUCCUAAUGAGCUGAGGAAUGCGAUGGUUGCCAUUCGUUGGGGGACGGAUUAUCUCCUCAAAACGGUGUCGCAGCAACCCAAUCGGAUUUUUGUGCAAGUUGGGGAUCCAAUUACAGACCACAAUUGCUGGGAAAGGCCGGAAGACAUGGACACAGCCAGGACUGUAUAUGCUAUUGACUCGCCAAAUCCGGCUUCUGAUGUCGCCGGUGAGACAGCCGCGGCGCUUGCAGCUUCUUCAAUGGCGUUCCGAUCCUCUGACCCUGGUUACGCGGACACAUUGUUGCGAAAUGCCAUGAAAGCCUUUGAGUUUGCUGAUACUUACAGGGGAGCUUAUAGUGACAAUGCCAAUGUUAGAGAUGGUGUCUGCCCAUUUUACUGUGAUUUCGAUGGUUACCAAGACGAAUUGCUAUGGAGUGCAGCCUGGCUGAGGAGAGUCACUCAGGAUGGUGGUUACCUUGACUACAUACAAAACAAUGGAAAAACUCUUGGUGCAGAGGACAAUAUAAACGAAUUCGGUUGGGAUAACAAGCAUGCUGGCCUCAAUGUUCUAGUCUCCAAGGAAGUCCUAGAAGGCAGCAUGUACAACCUUGAAUCCUACAAAUCAUCGGCCGAUAGCUUCAUGUGCACGUUAAUACCGGAGUCAUCAUCCUCCCACAUCGAGUACACUCCAGCUGGUCUCAUCUACAAGCCAGGAGGCAGCAAUCUGCAACAUGUAACUUCCAUUUCAUUCCUGCUACUCGUUUACGCAAAUUACCUUGCACGAACCUCGCAGUCCCUCAACUGUGGGAACAUAGAUGUCAGUCCAACAGCGCUUCGCGCAAUCGCCAAAAAGCAGGUUGAUUACAUUUUGGGUGAUAAUCCAAUGGGGUUGUCAUACAUGGUUGGAUACAGCGACCAUUAUCCGCAGCGAAUUCACCACCGUGGCUCUUCUUUACCAUCAAUCAAGGACCAUCCUCAACCCAUUGCUUGCAAAGAAGGCUCAGUGUAUUUCAAUUCUUCAAACCCUAACCCUAAUGUCCUGGUGGGAGCCCUAGUAGGAGGACCUGGAGAAGAUGAUGUCUAUGACGAUGAUCGCGCUGAUUUUAGGAAAUCCGAACCAACCACAUACAUUAAUGCACCAUUUAUUGGUGUUUUGGCAUACUUUGUGGCUAAUCCCAAUCCAAACUAGCUAGCAGAAAUUGAUACUGGUCAAACACAGAUCAAUUUUGUAAAUAAAAACCACAUCAUGAUUUGAAACAUAGGUAAAGAAAACGAUCGAAUGUCUCUCAUCUUGAAAGUCGAGUGAAGAGGCAUGUUAUUGAGGGUUCCAUACUGCAUGUUAUAGGUU